Panthera uncia (snow leopard) is the source of this 1573-nucleotide messenger RNA. RefSeq names its product protocadherin Fat 3-like. Gene Ontology annotation, cellular component: plasma membrane. The transcript is spliced from 6 exons. Gene Ontology annotation, biological process: homophilic cell-cell adhesion. Gene Ontology annotation, molecular function: calcium ion binding. Lineage: Eukaryota; Metazoa; Chordata; Mammalia; Carnivora; Felidae. The record is from RefSeq and is a predicted model, not a curated record. Bases 1 to 1536 code for a protein of 511 amino acids.
AUGGCACAUUCGAGGAAGGGCAUGUACAACACUGUCACUGGUGAGAAGAGCUAUAGGAUGGCCUACGAGAAAAGCGGUGAAUUAAAAACAUUGGCUCUUUUGGACCGGGAAAGGGUCCCCGUGUACAACCUGAUUGCCAGGGCCACUGAUGGUGGUGGCAGGUUCUGCCAAUCUGACAUCCACCUGAUCCUGGAGGACGUGAACGAUAACCCCCCUGUGUUUUCUUCCGAGCACUACAAUGCCUGUGUCUAUGAGAACACGGCCACCAAGGCUCUCUUGACCAGAGUUCAAGCCGUGGAUCCUGAUGUUGGGGGCCCUGCUUUCUUCUAUGGCAUAGAACCUCACAAUCAUGUUGCCAGUGCUACCCAGCAGAGCUGGUGCCAGCCCAACUGUCCUUCAUCCCAGCCGACGGCAGCUCCCUCUGAGUCAUCCUGGGAUCUUCUCUUUCUCUCACGGCAGAAAACAGUCUUUUCUCACCACCUCCAAGUUGACAACACACCCGGGAUCGCUCCCUUCUCACCACCUACGUGUUCAGAACAAGCUGACCUCUUCUCACCACUCAGAGGCCACCACCAGUGCAAGCCACCACUGUCACGUGCCUGCGUUCCUGCGGGCGUCAGCCAGCUGUCCCUGCUUCCUCGCUUGCCGCCCUUCCUUCUCUUCACAACCAGCAGCCUGAGUGAUCCUCGCAGACCGUCAUCGAACAGCAUUCUUCUCACUAACGUUCUUGUGUCUCCCACAGGCAUCAACAGGAAGGUGGUGUAUUCCCUGGCCGACUCUGCCGAUGGGUUCUUCUCCAUCGACAGCUCAUCAGGCAUCAUUAUCCUAGAGCAGCCGCUGGACCGAGAGCAGCAGCCCUCCUACAACAUCAGCGUCCAGGCCACCGACCAGAGCCCCGGCCAGGCUCUCUCCUCUCUUGCCACGGUCACCAUCACUGUCCUGGACAUUAAUGACAACCCCCCUGUGUUUGAGAGGAGGGACUACCUGGUGACGGUGCCUGAGGACACCUCCCCUGGCACCCAAGUGCUUGCUGUUUUUGCCACCAGCAAAGAUAUUGGCACAAAUGCUGAGAUUACGUAUCAAAUCCGGUCUGGGAAUGAACAAGGGAGAUUUAGAAUCAACCCAAAGACAGGGGGUAUUUCUGUCUCUGAAGUGCUGGACUAUGAAUUAUGCAAAAAGUUUUACCUGGUGGUGGAAGCCAAAGAUGGGGGCACCCCAGCUCUCAGUGCCGUGACCACCGUCAGCAUCAACCUCACGGAUGUGAAUGACAACCCUCCCAGGUUCAGCCAAGAUGUCUACAGUGCCGUCAUAAGUGAAGAUGCCUUGGUCGGGGACUCUGUCAUUUUGGUAGGUGCCAGUGGGAGAUCCAGAUGUCUGGGACUAAUAAUUCUACUAAAGAGAGUGAAAAACGUGAGCAAAGUCUGUCUCGGAUUCUUGUCACACUCUCUCUUUAUGGGUCCUUUUGUCCCCGAGGACUCUAGUCAGUCACCAGUCUUUCAACUGUUCUUUCUCCUUCUGUACAUUGGAAGGGUCUGAUAAAUUCAUUUAUACCAAAGUUUAAGUGUCUGAUAAU